Petromyzon marinus (sea lamprey) is the source of this 948-nucleotide messenger RNA. Its product is annotated as zonadhesin-like. The record is from RefSeq and is a predicted model, not a curated record. NCBI's taxonomy places the organism in Eukaryota, Metazoa, Chordata, Hyperoartia, Petromyzontiformes, Petromyzontidae.
AAUGAAGGCACUGAAGCCCCUCCUUUCGACUCAACACCAGCUCCGGCGCAGACUACAGAUUUACCACCAACUGUAUUUCCGACAUCGACAACAAAAUCACCAUCAGCAGCAUCAACACCAAGCACUGAGGCGCCAUCGUUAGAAUCAACAUCGGCAUCAAAUCCUCCAGCAAAAUCGACACCAGAAUCGACGCCCGGACCAACUCGUCCACCAACAAGCACGACCACGACCAAUACGACAGCAGUUCCUCCAAAACCUGGCGACUGCGUGAUCACUGGAGACCCUCACUACAUCACGUUCGACAAGACGACGCACCACUUCAUGGGCGAGUGCACCUACACGGCAGCCGUCCCGUGCAACCAGAGCUCCACCCUGCCGCACUUCAACGUGGAGACAACAAAUGAGUUCCGGGGCGGCAGCACGGCCGUGUCUUACGUCAAGGACGUCCACGUGGAUGUCUACGGCCACAGGUUCACCUUGGCCAAAGGACGCCGGGUGCUGGUGGAUGGGCUGCGUGUGACUCCACCAUUCUUCAUGUCCGGGGUGUACAUCCAACUGAGUGGAUCCUACGUUGUGCUCGAGACCGAUUUCAAUCUGGUUGUUCGGUUUGAUGGGAACCACCAUGUGGAGAUAGUCGUGCCCGGAGAAUACGCGGGGCAACUGUGCGGCAUCUGCGGGAACUUUAAUGGAGAUGGCUCAGAUGACAAUCUGAAGCCUGAUGGGUCAGCAGCGGCCUCAUCAAACGAGCUGGGAAACAGCUGGAGAGUGUUCAACAGCUCCGAUGAUGAGUGAGGAUCCGUUCUUCUCAGUUAUCUCUAUGCGUGACUGCUAAUUACAACAGUAUCAUCCAAAAGCCUUUGUGAAAUUACGCGUGGAAAGCAUUGGUAUUGAAAAGGAAUUAGAUCUUCAGAUCGAAAAAAAAGUGUCAGAAUGAGCCACACAGUCACA